Molecule: messenger RNA, 884 nt
Organism: Polychytrium aggregatum
Lineage: Eukaryota; Fungi; Chytridiomycota; Chytridiomycetes; Polychytriales
Product: YL1 nuclear protein C-terminal domain-containing protein
Exons: 3
Coding region: 182-652 (156 amino acids)
Biological process (GO): chromatin remodeling
Cellular component (GO): Ino80 complex
Source: RefSeq, a predicted model, not a curated record
CUCCAGGGCUGUUGACCAACUCCAAGGGCCAACUCCCAUCUACCACUCGCUCCAACAGUCAACGUUUCCGGGGCCAUCCAACCGCAAAUCCCUCGGUGUAUCCUUCGGUCUAGCUCCGUGCCUCGGAGAUCUCGCUGCAUCGCCAGGAUCCUUCGAUCGCUGCGCCUUCCUGUUCAUCCUCAUGGCCGCCCCAUCGCCAUCCCUGACGUCUCCGUCCCACAGCCCCAUCAUUUCUCUUCCUGGUCUGUCUCGGCAUGAUCACAAUGACGAGAACUCCGACAAUGUCAUCGAUGUUGCCCUGGCCCCCAAGCCCUUCAAGUCACAUCGGCUUCACCAUGGCCACCACCACCAUCAUCAUCACAAACAUCACACUCCCAGCACGAACAAGAAACAUAAGAAUCUCAAACAGAUCAUGGCUCUCGAGCGCAGCGACCGUCUCGAUAUACCCACAUACUGGAGCAUAGAAGCCGCUCCAUCCGUUCGACCCAAGAAAAAAUACUGCGACAUUACUGGUCUGGAGGCCCGCUAUACCGAUCCCCGAACCGGUCUUCGUUAUCACAAUGCCGACGUGUAUCAAUACAUCCAAACGCUGACACCGCAGCUCACCCAGAGUUAUCUGGCGCUGCGCAAUGCUGACGUUCCGCUUAUAUAGCCGCCGAGCCAAAGCCCUCCGGUUUAAGCAAGCUCAUUCGGGACGAACCCUUGUACUCAUUGUUUUGGUUGACGCACUUAUCGAUCAAUAUACAGUCCAUUCAGAAAGAAACAGGACAGCCACUUUCUGGCAUCAGAGGCCAGAAGUCUACUGACCUACUGCGGGUUGCGGUGAGCAAGCCGUGCGAUUGUUCCCGUCCUGGUUGGCAAUCUCUUUGUGUGAUGAAUGUACU